CUAGGAACAUUUGUAGCAUGUACAACAAUGAUUUAGCGACCUUUUUGCGGCUUUUCAAGGUGGAUCUGGUGAUUUAGAAUAUUUCUAUUUGGCAACUGCCCACCACCAUCAUCACCACCACAAUCAGCUACCAGACGUCCAUUUCCUCACCAGACACGAGACCUGUGAACACGGUGACCGCCCCACUUGCCUCACCUAGUCCACCAGCUCCACCUGCUCAGUGAGAGGUCUUGUAUAAUUUCAUGGUAUGAUGGACGCAGCUGAGGUGGGCCUCCGCUGUGGCCAGGCAGUUCCGCCUUGCCGUCAACCCUCCAUGUGAUGAGUGAGUUGCCGGUUGAGCUGGAGUGUCCUGGUAUUGGGGGCUCCUCUGGUAUUGUAGACAACCAUCUGUCUAACCUUUUCGUGAAGAGGUCCGGUGUGACCCCUGGCAGGUUCCUGAUGGUGUACAGCACAGCGUUGAAGAGCACAGUCAGGAGCCAUGGCACGCUGGAUGAUGGUGGCGGUGUUGGCGACUGCUGUGACGAGCGAGAGAUGUGACCCCUGUUGCGGGUGACCAACGCCCCCCACAACAGCUUGGUCAUGGACGCCCACACCCUGCACUUCACUCAUCCUAAAGGCGAGGCUCACGUGAGAUGGGGCCUCACCCUGCCGGAGGGUGCGGAGGGAUCGCCGUGUGGGGAAGGAGACUCCUGCCUAGAUUUCGGCGUAGCCAAGGUGGUGGUGACAACGGAGGACCAUUGCCAGAAGGUGGCCUGGACCUCAGCCAGGAACGGGGGUCUGGGUGAAUUGCGGGACUGUGUGCUGCUUGAGGGACACUGGUACGGUGGCGGCCAGCAGGCGACACAACCUUGGCCUCUGGAGAAACACCCACGCAAGGAAACUGCCUUCGUGACUUCCGACAUGCUGCAAGACCGCGUCCACCUGUAUGGCGGCGUGUCCGAGGCGUACUGGGUGUCCUCGCAGGGUGUGGCGGUGCGGGUGGAGGAGCAGACGCCUCUGUUCCUGGAAGUUCCCGACACAGACGGCGACUUUACGGCAGAUGAGUUGUGCCUGUCUGCCCGCCACGAGAGCCCCUUCGCCGCCGCUCCAGGCGGUCCCCUCAUCCUCACCUACUUCCUCUGCUCUGCUGACGACGUCAGGAAGGUGCACGAGGCCACUUUCCCGAAGUUCUUUUCGCUACCCCAUGGCGUCCCCGACUCCUGCACACUGGAGCAUCCUAUCUGGUCUACCUGGGCUGAGUACUCCACAGAAAUCAACGACUCCAGAGUGCUCGACUUCGUACGUGGCAUCUCCGAACACGGCUUCGACAACAGCCAGGUGGAAAUUGACGAUGAUUGGGAAACGUGUUACGGCGAGGCUGUGUUCAACCCAGACCACUUCCCAAACCCGCGCUCCUUGGUCAACCAGCUACACAGUGAAGGGUUCCGUGUGACGCUGUGGGUGCAUCCAUUCAUCAACAACAACUGUCCAGCUUUCACCUUUGCAGACCAACAGGGUUACCUGGUCAAGGAUGCCUCAGGCACCACUCAGCUAACUCAUUGGUGGAAUGGGAAGGAGGCUGGCCUUGUUGACUUCACCAAUACUGAGGCUGCUGCAUGGUGGACACAGCGCCUGCGAGACCUGCAGCAGCAGACUGGCGUGGACAGCUUCAAGUUUGAUGCUGGCGAGAGCUCUUGGCUACCAGAAGACUACACACUGCAAGCUGAUGAGCGCUUCUGGCCCAAUAUUUUUUCCAUCAAAUACAUGGAGACAGUGUCACAGUUCGGAAGCAUGAUAGAGGCAAGAGUUGGUCACAAGACACAGCAACUCCCAGUGUUUAUCAGGAUGCUGGAUAAAGACUCCACUUGGAACUAUGACAAUGGCCUCAAGACUCUUGUGCCUUCCCUCCUGCACUUUGGGCUGCUAGGAUACCCAUUUGUGCUGCCAGACAUGAUUGGGGGCAAUGCCUACGGUGGACGGCCCAGCAAGGAGCUGUUUGUGAGAUGGGCACAGGCCAACACUUUCAUGCCAGGCCUCCAGUUCUCUAUCCUGCCUUGGGGUUAUGAUGAGGAGGUGACAGAGCUGUGCCGAGAAGUGACACGCCUACACUCUGAGUACACCCCACUGCUGCUCAGCCUGGCACAGGAGGCCACUGUCUCUGUGGGCCCCAUGAUGCGCCCCACCUGGUGGCUGUGUCCCACCCUGGAGGAGUGCCUCACUGCAGACCAGCAGUUUCUGUUUGGAGAUGACCUGUUGGUGGCACCAGUUGUCAAGUACAUCAAUGCACACACGCUGGAUGUAGUAUUGCCUCCUGGGGAGUGGCAGCAGGCAGGCACAGGGAUAGUGACCAACGGACCAACUACCAUCACUGUGACCAACAUCACCCUGGACACCCUCGUCUACUUCACCAGGGUGAUGGCCUGAUGUUGCUGUUGGCCUGUGAUCAACAUGGGUGACUCUGGGACCAAUCAGCAAUCCAUGAACCAAUCAAGUAAAUUAUCUAUAGUUACAUACAAAAAAGGUGAUCUACCAACUUGAUCUCACUAACAAAAUAUUUAUUUUGUAAGCAUUUGAUCUAUCCAUUGGUACCUAGAUAAAUCAAUACAAGGUGAAAUCUGA
Molecule: messenger RNA, 2598 nt
Organism: Portunus trituberculatus (swimming crab)
Lineage: Eukaryota; Metazoa; Arthropoda; Malacostraca; Decapoda; Portunidae
Product: myogenesis-regulating glycosidase-like
Exons: 14
Coding region: 580-2403 (607 amino acids)
Biological process (GO): carbohydrate metabolic process
Molecular function (GO): hydrolase activity, hydrolyzing O-glycosyl compounds
Source: RefSeq, a predicted model, not a curated record